This is a messenger RNA of Acanthamoeba castellanii str. Neff, 801 nucleotides long. Its product is annotated as proteasome assembly chaperone 2, putative. The record is from RefSeq and is a predicted model, not a curated record. Gene Ontology annotation, cellular component: cytosol; nucleus. Gene Ontology annotation, biological process: proteasome assembly. Bases 1 to 801 code for a protein of 266 amino acids. The transcript is spliced from 8 exons. NCBI's taxonomy places the organism in Eukaryota, Discosea, Longamoebia, Acanthamoebidae.
AUGACGACUUUCUUCUCGGCCAGCCAAGAUGCGCCCGAUUUCACCAACAACGUGCUCGUUCUGCCGACCCUGUCGGUGGGGAAAGUGGGCGGCCUGACGGUCGAUCUGCUGGCCGCCACCUAUGGGCUCCCGCGCGUGGGCUGGCUCGAGGACGAGAACGUGCUGCCCGUGGCCAGCAACGACACCCUCACGCUCCUUCCGCGACCCGACGGCGCCCUCUCCACCAACCUCGAAGUGUUCCAAGACGUGGCGAACAAAGUGACCUACGUCCAGCAGCGCGCCCCUGUGAUCCGAAACCGAAACGCGGCGUUUGUACAGAACCUGUUCCAGUGGAUCAAGGAGGCCAGGUUCAGGGAAGUGGUGCUGCUCAGCAGCGUGGAUUCGGCUCGUCGCAUCGCCGAGGCGCAAUUCUACGACCGGCACGCCAUCACCUGCCGAUAUGUGGUGGGCGGCGGCGCCGAGCCCAAGAGCAGCCGAUUCAAGUGGCCGCUGCUGGAGGAGGGCAGCUUCGAUUCGGCCUUCAAGAACACGAGCUUCACCCACCUUGCGUUCGACGCUUGCAAGAGGGACGGGCUGGCCGCGACGAUCUUGACUAUCUUCUGCGCCGACGGCGUCAACAUCCCUCACGCCUUCGCCAUGGCCGACGCCGCGUUCCACUACCUCGACCUGAGCCACCCCCAGACCGCCGCAGCUCCAGCAUCGGAGGACGAGAAGGCGAAGCCGCCGCGCUGGCGUCCGCCCACGUCGUGGCACCAUCUGUUCGAAAUGGCCUCCUCCUUCGAUGCCACCCUCUUUGGUUGA